AUGCCAAUGUCAAUAGUAUCCAACCUAAGACUAUUUAAAACAAAAACUUCAAAUUUAAUAACCGGCUUCUUCACCGAUCCAAACGAAAAAUAUUAUGCCGAACCUCAACUGUUGAAAAAUGGCGUGAUCAAAGGACAUUCUCACGUUACCAUACAAAAACUUGAUGGUAAUAAUUUACCUGAUGCAAAGGAUUUUGCAUUCUUUAAAGGAUUGGAUCAACCAGAUAAAAAUGGAAUUUUAUCAGUUAAAGUAAAAGGUUUAUCGCCCGGUGAUUAUAGAAUUUGUACUUUAGUCUCCUCAUUCUCUCAUCAACCUGUGAUAAUGCCAGUCGCAAAACGUGAAAAUGCGUUUUAUACAGAGAACAAUGCCAAUUUGAAUAGUGUUAUGCAAAUAUAUGUGCACGAUUGUACCUAUUUAGGCUUUAUUAUUAUUGAAGAACCAUUUUUAGUUCAAAAAUUAAUAUUUCCUAUCAGUAGAAUGUUAAUGGCGGAUAAUCUUAAUUUUGAUCCUAUUGAUGAGUUUAGUUCUGGCGUUGACGUAAAUGCUGCUAUGUUUAUGUCAAUUGGAGGUCAAGAUAAAAAUUUAUUAAUAAUAUUUGGUGGCUUUUCAAAAAGGAAAGCACCCCCAAAUCCAUUAUAUAUUUUCAAUACAACAAGCAAGUCAAAGUCAUUAGCUUUUAAAGAAGUUAUACCAGAAUGUACUGGUCGUGUGCUACACACUUCAGUCACCAAAUAUGAUUCAAAAGUUUUUAUAUUAGGUGGAUCCUCCUUACCUGUUGUUGAAAAAACUAGUGUUGGUGAUGCAUUAAAUACGUUAUGUGUGUAUGAUUCAUUAACAGACACAUUUAAAAUGUCACCAAUAAAUGUUUUUCCAAAAGGAAUUUCUCAUCAUACUUCAACUUUACUAAGUGAUGAUCUCAUUUAUGUUAUUGGUGGUAUUAAUAAUGUGGUGGAUGGUACAGGCUCCUCUCUCCUAUCGGAAAUGAAUGUAAUUACUAUUUAUGACACUAAUCUAGAUACUUGGACCUCAAAGACCACUUUAGGUGUUACUCCCUCACCAAGAAGAGGUCAUCGAGCUGUUGGAACAACAGACAAGAAAAUUAUUAUUUAUGGUGGUUGUAAGAAUGCAAAAAUUAUUUAUGAUGAUGUGUUAGAACUUGAUACAACUACACUGGCAUGGAAAACUAUCCAACCUUUGGGAAUAACUAAACUACCAGGAUUGUUUGAUAAUACAAUGACAAUGGUUGGAACUAAUAUUAUAAUUGCAUAUGGUAAAUAA
Molecule: messenger RNA, 1278 nt
Organism: Entrophospora sp. SA101
Lineage: Eukaryota; Fungi; Glomeromycota; Glomeromycetes; Entrophosporales; Entrophosporaceae
Source: the annotation of a GenBank genome assembly